AUGCAUACGGCUUAUAGUCAUUUCAUACCAUGUACAAAACUUGUCCACCAAACACUAGAGGCGCAGAAGGCUGAAACCCCUCCCAGUGCUCACUCAUCCCCCACCCCCGCAACACCAGAGGCGCAGGAGGGUGAGAGAGAUAGGCUGCAUCAAGAGAAGCAGGCGGCAGAUAGCGCUGCUGCAAAGGCGCGUGCGCUGCAUAAGCACGCGAGAGAGCUGCAUCGAGCUACGGUUCAGAUACACGGGUAUGGGCCGGCGGCGGCAGAGACAAAGAAGAAUCAGGAGGAGAAGCAGUUUCAGUUAUAUGGAGCUUUUGACUCGGAGUACUCGGGUGCUGUGGGAGCGCAGCGAGCUGCAGCUGACAGAUUGGAUGCCAGCUUGUCGCAGGACCGCGAGGUGAAAGCCCCACCACUCCCUCCAAAAAGAAGGAAUUCAACCCCAGGAGUUACCAAGACUUCCCCACCUCCGAAGAAAAGGAGGAACUCAGAUCCCGGGCAGCGCAAAGACGGGAACACACAUCCCCUACAAUUAUUCACUCCAGUCACCACUCCACGCGGAUCACGUCCGGCCACACCUGCCCCACAAUCGCACUCAAACGCGGGCGCCCGGCAUCAAGAGUCGAACCCGGACAUACUUUCCCCACAAGAACUGGCGCCAACAGUACACCCUGAGCGCGUAUCAAGCCCACAAAGUCAGAAUGGAAAGACACCUUCCCCAUCCUUAACUCCCAGCCCACCUACCGCACCACAGCCGAAGAAAUGGAACAGUAUGGUCGCGGGGGCAGUGAAGCAGCUAGUUCCCAAGGUGCCUGCGCCCAAACGGAACAACACAGCCAAGUGA
Molecule: messenger RNA, 840 nt
Organism: Dacryopinax primogenitus
Lineage: Eukaryota; Fungi; Basidiomycota; Dacrymycetes; Dacrymycetales; Dacrymycetaceae
Exons: 2
Coding region: 1-840 (279 amino acids)
Source: RefSeq, a predicted model, not a curated record